Sipha flava (yellow sugarcane aphid) is the source of this 2948-nucleotide messenger RNA. Its product is annotated as protein lozenge-like. Gene Ontology annotation, molecular function: DNA-binding transcription factor activity, RNA polymerase II-specific; ATP binding; RNA polymerase II cis-regulatory region sequence-specific DNA binding. The transcript is spliced from 5 exons. The coding region runs from base 376 to 2157 and encodes 593 amino acids. Gene Ontology annotation, biological process: regulation of DNA-templated transcription. Gene Ontology annotation, cellular component: nucleus. Lineage: Eukaryota; Metazoa; Arthropoda; Insecta; Hemiptera; Aphididae. The record is from RefSeq and is a predicted model, not a curated record.
GGUCGUCGUCGCGCGCACCAGUCGGUUCCUACACCCGCGUACCGGACGACGCGUACACCGUACGAGACACGCGAAACUCUCUGUGCCCGUCGGGUGGCAACCGCGUGCAACGUGACCCAUCCCCCGGUAAGUUUCGUCAGGUCCUCGCGGCAGAGGUGCAACACUCGGUGCGACGAUUUCCGCGCCCGGUUCGCACGAAACGCGAGUUCGUGUUCCGGUCAGUAUUGUACGCGGUCGAAGUUGCGUCGGGAGCACGCGUUCCCCGAGCCCGUGCUAGGAGGAAACAGCGAACGGCGUCGACGAGGGUGGCCGCGUCGGACCGAGGUGCUGAGGGCGCGCGCGUAGCGUCUGAACUUCGGCCGUUACCGCGGUACCAUGCGCCUGGUACGGAUGACGUCGGACCACAGCAAGAAGAGGCGCCGGGGCCCGUCGUCCGAUCACCACGGCGGCGGCGCGGUCAUCGCUUCGUCGUCCGCGUCGUCCGCCUCGUCGCCUCCGUCCGAGGACCUCUGGUGGACCGAGACGGCCGUCAACGAGGUGACCGCCGAGCACCCGGGCGAGCUGGUCCGCACCGGGUGCCCUUACAUGCUGUGCAGCGCCCUGCCCACGCACUGGCGGUCCAACAAGACGCUGCCCGGCGCGUUCAAGGUGGUCAUACUGUCCGAGGUGCCGGACGGCACAGCAGUCACGCUCAAAGCCGGUAACGACGAGAACUGUUCGGCCGAGCUGCGCAACUGUUCCGCUCUGGUCAAGAACCAAAUCGCCAAGUUCAACGAUCUGAGAUUCGUCGGACGCAGCGGACGAGGGAAAAGUUUCACAAUCACCAUUACGGUUGCAACGUGUCCACCUCAAGUAGCGACGUACAAUAAGGCGAUAAAAGUUACUGUUGAUGGACCACGGGAACCUCGUUCCAAAUCUCUUUUUUCUGUACACCAAGGACAACCUAAUCAAUUCCGCGCCUUAGGUCUCGGUCAGAGGCCUUUUAUGGAGAAUUCAUCGUUUUCAAAUCAUUUGCGAGAGUUGGAUACAUUUCGACGAGUGAAGACAGAAGAAUCAUCAAUUCUGCAAGAAAAUUCAUACAGAUCAACCAACAAUCAAGACGAUCAUUCCAACAUACCUGUCGGUGUUACCGAAUCCAGCAACUGGUGCGGCUAUUCAACGUCAUCGUAUUCGCCAAAUGUGCUCCCGCAUGGAGGAACGUAUGCCGCAUAUCCGGACGCUAUCGGGUCCACGGGCCCGGCUAUGGACGUGCCUUCAGCCAUGUACAGCGGCGGCGGUCAUCCGGAUGCGCAGCAUAAUCAAAUGGCGGACUUUUGCAACACGCACCACCAGCAGGUGCCCGCUGAGCACCAUCUCCAGCAACACCAACAGCAUCAACAGCAGCAGCAGCAUCACCAGCAGCACCAUCACCAGCACCACCACCACCAUCAUCCGGAGUUAUUGAAACCGGCGCACCAGGACGUGGACAGCGGCUAUUACCCGUCGUCUUGGCCCGUGGCGGAACAUCACCAUCAUCCGUCGUCGUACCAUCAUCACCAUCAUCACGCGGCGGCCGCGGUGGCAGCGGCGGCCGCAGCGGCGUAUCAGUACAACGCGGCCGCGGUCACUACGGUUCCGCCGCCGCCGCCUCCGCCACCACCGCCGCUGCCUGUCCCGUCGUCGCAGCACCAUUCCGCGGUGACCGUUGAACCACCGCCGCCCGCUCCGAUGGUGCUGUACCCGCACCUGUACUCGACCGUCAACCAGAACCAAAUACACGUUCACCUACAUGCGCCGUCGUCCGCGACCGAACACCAACUGCAUCAGUUGCACAACCAUAACAACAACAACAACAACAACAGCAGCAACAACAACAACAAGGACCCGUCGUCGGCAGUCGUCGAACACCAGUACGUGGUGGACGACGUGACGGUGUUGGCCGCCGCGGCCGCGGCUGCGUGCAAUCCGACUGCCGCGCAGCUGACCAUCAGUGCGGGUGCCGUCGGCGGUGGAGGCGGCAGCAGCGCGGACGGCAUCGGGCGCGGACCCGGCGGCAUGGAGAUCGGCUUGUUACCGCCACCCGCGGCCGUGCCACUCGACGAACACCAUCAAGCCGGCGGUGGCCGGUACAACGACAGGCAGCAGCACACCGAUCUGGCCGUGUGGAGACCGUAUUGAUCGUUGCUACGUGGACAAGUUACCGCGCAUUGGACACCGACCAACGCUGCGGGUAACCGUAUACCGGACGAGUACGACCGCGACCGCACGGCACUCCGAAACGAAAACGCCGCACGCGCAUCAUUCGAACCCUUUUCGAACGACCCGUCGCACCGUUGCAUUCGUAUUUUCAACGUGUUUCGGAUCGAUUAUUGACUAUCGAUUAUUGAUCAUUGUUCUUUUUUUUUUUCAAUUCUAUGGCCUAUAAGAAUCGGGUUCGCGAGCGUUUCCAUCUGUGAGUAAACGGCUACAUGUGACAAUCGGGCACGUCGUUAUUUCUUGCCACGGAAAGGAGUUCUUAUGUUUGCUUGCGCAGGAGUUCGAGUGGUUAUAUAUUCUUGUUUCCGCGUCGGGACUUACUGGUUAGCGCUCGAAUUGGAAAGAUUAACAGCGGGGAUUGAUGAAAUACGGUAUCGGGAAUUUCGUUCGACCAAAUCAUAACGAUUCUUACCCUUUCGACAGGGGUACGAAAAAGUCACCCCCUCAUGACCUGAAUUCAAGCACUGUGUGUCGGUGAGACUCCACAGCGUAGGAGUUUUCUGCGUUCACCUGUUACGUUUCACGUGAGAACUAUAUAACAUUAUCAAACUGCUAACAUAAUGAUAUUACGCUUAUGGCUGUAAAAAAUACCGUUACACACUUAUUGUGAACGUCUCUCAGAAGUCCAACGAUUCGGUGCAAAACUUUUUAUAUUAUUACUUAAUUAUUAUUAUUAAUAUUAUCAUUAUUAUUAUAAUAAUUAUUAUUAUUAU